Harpia harpyja (harpy eagle) is the source of this 1140-nucleotide messenger RNA. RefSeq names its product mitochondrial ribosomal protein S21 (gene MRPS21). The transcript has 4 exons. The record is from RefSeq and is a predicted model, not a curated record. NCBI's taxonomy places the organism in Eukaryota, Metazoa, Chordata, Aves, Accipitriformes, Accipitridae. Gene Ontology annotation, biological process: negative regulation of DNA-templated transcription; circadian regulation of gene expression; translation. The coding region runs from base 6 to 683 and encodes 225 amino acids. Gene Ontology annotation, molecular function: RNA polymerase II cis-regulatory region sequence-specific DNA binding; structural constituent of ribosome. Gene Ontology annotation, cellular component: nucleus; ribosome.
GCCCCAUGCCUGCUCCUGCAGCUCCCCCACCUCCAGCCCAGGGGACCCCUCCUCCGACAGCGAAGCCGAGGCCAGUGGCCCCCCCCCCGACCCCCCCCAAAACUGAAUGGAGCCGUAAGCGGCCGGGGGGGCUGGACCGAGCACCCCCCGAAUUGUCCUCGUCACCCCGAGGGGGGAAACGACCCCGGAAGGGGGAUGGGGGGGACGCCCCUCCCAGCGACGGCGAUCGCCUCUUUGCCCAAAAAUGCCAGGAGCUGCGGGGCUUCAUCCGGCCGCUGGCGGAGCUGCUGGAGGGGCUGAGACGGGGGCGAUAUGACAGAGGGCUGAGCAGCUUCCAGCAGAGCGUGGCCAUGGACCGGAUCCAGCGGAUCAUAGGAGUCCUGCAGAAGCCAGAAAUGGGUGCCCGCUACCUGGGGACACUGCUGCAGGUUGAGGGGAUGCUGAGGGUCUGGUUCCCCCACGUUGCCCCCAGAACUGCACAGGAUCCGGCUCCCUCCCCCGCCGCCGCCACCCCCCCUCGUCGCCGACCCCCUGCCGGCCCCCCCGGAGCACCCCAUUGUCGACGUCUGCCCGGGGACGUCCCCCCCUCCAACCCCACGGGGACGUCAGGGACAUCACAUCGAGGGGGGCACCCCAAGUGCCAGACCGGGACCCCUGUGUCCCCCCUGGCACUGGACGUGUGACCCCCCUCCAAGCCGGGGAGGGUGUCUCCUGGAUUUCUUGGGUUUUGCCUUUUUUUUUGGAUGGUUUUUUUUUUGGUUGUUUUUUUUUUAAAUUGUGGACAGUGAGACCUGCGGGCGGGCGGGGCCAUCCAAUGGGGGGACCCCAAGACCUCCCCCGCCCCCCCAGGGAACCCCAAAACCACAGGGCGGGGAGGGGGGGUACGUGCCUUCGCCAGAGCAGAGCCCCCUCCCCGGGCAGGGGGGUCGUGCCUCGGUGCACGGGGGGGGGGGGGGCACAGGUUGGGGGGGCUGGCCUCCCCACUGGUCUUGUGCCUUUCCCCCCCUGCCUGGUGUUUUGGGGGGGGCCGGGGUGGGGUAUGUGUGUCUGUGUCCCCCUGCAAGUGGGGCUGCCCCACGGCUCGGCCCUGCUGGAAGCAAUAAAUGCCGCGGGAGCGGCCGGGGCCACCCGAUGCCGGUG